Molecule: messenger RNA, 1149 nt
Organism: Venustampulla echinocandica
Lineage: Eukaryota; Fungi; Ascomycota; Leotiomycetes; Helotiales; Pleuroascaceae
Product: Vacuolar calcium ion transporter
Exons: 3
Coding region: 1-1149 (382 amino acids)
Biological process (GO): calcium ion transmembrane transport; intracellular calcium ion homeostasis
Cellular component (GO): fungal-type vacuole membrane
Molecular function (GO): calcium:proton antiporter activity
Source: RefSeq, a predicted model, not a curated record
AUGGCUUCGGUGCAGGAACAAGCCUUGGGGCCAAGCAAUGGUUAUCGAUCUCCACCUCCGCAUCUACACUGGGCCAAGAUUCCCCAAUAUCUCUCUCACACAAUCAAAACAACGUUGUUGUGCUCGUCGGCAAACUACUUCUUGGCCCUAGUCCCCCCCGCUAUCGUGGCUGCCGAAUUCAAAUGGAAUCCCGUUGCCGUCUUCCUCCUCAAUUUCCUGGCCAUUCUUCCACUCGCCGAACUACUAUCAUGGUCGACGGAGCAGCUUGCAGGAAGCGUGGGACAGACGCUGGGUGGAUUGCUAAAUGCCACUAUGGGCAACGCAGUAGAAAUGAUUGUGGGCAUUACCGCGUUACGCCAAGAACAAUUCAGCAUCGUCCAAUCCAGUAUGAUUGGAAGCAUCCUCUCGUCGAUUUUGCUCAUCCUAGGCAGUUGCUUCUUCACGGCUGGUUACAAAGAGAAGGUUGUCAAUUUUAACGUGGACUUGAUUGGGGUCAUGUCUUCCUUGAUGAUUGUUUCAGCAGCGUCCCUGAUCAUUCCGUCAGCAAGCUACUUUGCAGACCUAUCGGCACAAGGCAUGGAAUCUAGCAACGACUACAUUCUGACUCUAUCACAUAUCGCGGCCAUUAUUCUCUUUUCCUUCUACGUGGUCUAUCUUGUCUUCCAGCUCAGAACUCAUGCCGAUAUCUUUGCCGACCCUGAAGCGGAGGAGCCGGAAAGCCCUGCACUGGAUCCUUGGGCGGCGAGCCUUAUUCUGCUAGCGGCCACCGUGGGAGUGUCAGUCUGCUCAGAUUGUUUAGUCGACAGCGUCGACGGAUUCGUUGAGAAGCUUGGCGUGAGCAGGGCGUUUAUCGGCCUCAUUAUUGUGCCCAUUGUAGGCAACGCUGGCGAGUUUGUCGCAACAAUUCACCAAGCAAGAAAGAACAAUAUGAAUUUUGCCAUUAAGUUAAUAGUGGAAAGCACGUUACAGAUCGCCCUCUUUGUCACUCCAUUCUUGGUGAUUGUGGGCUGGAUUAUUGGGAAGAAUAUGUCAUUGCGUUUUGACACAUUCCAAACCACUGUGCUUUCUAUGGCAGUCAUAGUGGUAAGUUGUUUGAUUCGAGAUGGACGAAGUAAUUAUUUUGAGGGCUUCUUGCUUGUUAGCACGUAA